Molecule: messenger RNA, 1498 nt
Organism: Acanthoscelides obtectus
Lineage: Eukaryota; Metazoa; Arthropoda; Insecta; Coleoptera; Chrysomelidae
Source: the annotation of a GenBank genome assembly
GUCGAAGUAUAAGCGUCGCUUGUGCUUUUGGCGUCGUUAGAUGGGAUCGACGCGACGCCGCGCCGUCGGUGGGUCGACGAGUGCCGAGAUAUGUGUCCGGGCUCCCCACCACGGGUUCUGGGAACGCCCCAUGGCCUAUGGUGACCCUCGCGUGAACUAAGAACCUCCCCGGAACGCCCAGGCCAACUCAGUGUCGGGACCGAGACCGAAAGGUCACUAGUAGAGGCUAGAGUGUGUCGCUGGGUUGACCUAUCACCUCCGAUCUCGACAGAAUACGUGCUCUGGCUGGAGAUCGAACUCGUCCUAAGAUACAGGUUCACAGUACAAGUGUCUAAGUGACUUGAACUCGGGUCGUCACGAUGUCAUCGCCUUAGUGACAGUGCAGUGUAGUUAUCUAUCGGUAUCAUGGCACUCGUGGCCAGUUCCUGGCGAGAAUCCUCGCUGGUCAACCCUAUCCCGACUAGUCUCAACUCGCUAUCAAACGGACUGAAUCCUUUACCACCCGCGGGGAAUCUCAACCCUUUACCUACCAAUAUCAACCCAAUUACGUUGGAGACCCCAGACAUUGGACUUAUCAACCGACAAACGCCAUCGCAAAAUUCUCAGAACAGUGCCAAUAGUAACGAUAAAAACCAGAACAUUGAGUGUGUUGUGUGUGGAGAUAAAAGUUCAGGAAAACAUUACGGACAAUUCACGUGUGAAGGUUGCAAAUCGUUUUUCAAACGGAGCGUUAGACGGAACCUGACGUACUCGUGUCGCGGGAGUAGGAACUGUCCGAUUGAUCAACAUCAUAGGAAUCAGUGCCAAUACUGCCGGUUAAAGAAAUGCAUGAAAAUGGGGAUGCGGAGGGAAGGUAUGUACAAAACUACAGUCACCAAAAAGAGACCUGUCUCUUCGAGGUUCGUUACACCACAUUUGUCAGAAGUCAGCCCAAGUAAUCACACGUACCUCAGCAGUUACAUAUCGUUGUUGCUGCGUGCAGAACCUUACCCUACGAGCAGGUACGGUCAAUGCAUCCAACCGAACAACAUCAUGGGGAUUGACAACAUCUGCGAGUUGGCAGCGAGGUUACUCUUCUCGGCGGUGGAAUGGGCAAGGAACAUACCGUUUUUUCCUGAUCUCCAAGUUACUGACCAGGUAGCGCUGCUGAGGCUAGUCUGGUCAGAACUGUUCGUGUUGAACGCUAGUCAGUGCUCAAUGCCCCUCCACGUGGCACCCCUUAUUGCUGCCGCAGGGUUGCAUGCAUCCCCGAUGUGCGCGGACAGGGUUGUACAGUUCAUGGAUCACAUUAGAAUAUUUCAGGAGCAAGUAGAAAAAUUAAAAGCAUUACACGUAGACUCAGCAGAGUAUUCCUGUCUCAAGGCCAUAGUACUUUUUACGACUGGUAAGUUAUGCAUCCACACUUUUUACUUUUGUGCCACUGAAUUUUUUUAGGAUAGCCCUUAUUAUCGUGGGAAGCACAACUAAUCCCUCAUACGGGGCGUAACUAAACAUUGUC